Haliotis rufescens (red abalone) is the source of this 2031-nucleotide messenger RNA. Its product is annotated as cytochrome P450 26B1-like. Gene Ontology annotation, biological process: sterol metabolic process. Bases 53 to 1660 code for a protein of 535 amino acids. Gene Ontology annotation, molecular function: oxidoreductase activity, acting on paired donors, with incorporation or reduction of molecular oxygen; monooxygenase activity; iron ion binding. The transcript has 5 exons. The record is from RefSeq and is a predicted model, not a curated record. Lineage: Eukaryota; Metazoa; Mollusca; Gastropoda; Lepetellida; Haliotidae.
AUAAAUAUUACAUAUAUAUAUCUAGUCAUUAGUAAGCCACUUUCUUUUCACGAUGGUAACAGCACGCUACCUUGUGCACGAUAAGGCACUUUGCAAGUCUCUGAUUUCCGAGAAAAGUUGGAACGUCUUCGGUGUACUCCCCAAAAAACCAAACACAUGUGAGCUUCAGCAGAGGGCCCAGGACUUAACCUUUGACGAUGAUGACGGAAUCCUCGAUGACGUGUCACGGUUCGUACUGUGGUCCUUUCUCGCCAUCAUCUUGGCAACCUGGCUGUGGCGUCAGUACUACCGUCAUGCCGGGGACCCCCGCAGCAAACUGCCCCUCCCCCCAGGGUCCAUGGGCUUUCCUUUGGUGGGCGAAACACUGUCCUUGAUAACUAAAGGUUCUGACUACUACCUGUCUCGGAGGAAACAGUACGGCCGCGUAUACAAGACUCACAUACUGGGACAGCCUACCAUCAGAAUCAUUGGAGCUGAUAAUGUGCGCCAUAUUUUGAUGGGGGAACACAUCACUGUUGAGAGCAGCUGGCCAAAAUCACUCAAGCGUUUAAUGGGGCCUGGUGGACUACUGAAUGCAAGUCCUGACAGUCACAGGAUCAGGAAGAAGCCACUCCUCAAGGCUUUAGCUCCUGCAGCAAUACAAGGGCAUGUUCCAAGAAUACAAAAACUUGUCAGAAGCCACAUAUUGGACUGGUGCAACAAGGGGGAAGAAUUUGGAACAGAUAUUUCCAAAAGGUUGGCGAUGUCAGUUGCUGCCAACAUCCUUAUUGGAUUUGAUGUCGAUGAUCAGAACCUCCAGUCAAUAAUCAGCUCUUUCCAGACUUUCAGUGGCAACUUGUUCUCAUUGCCAUGGAAACUACCCGGAUCAGGACUGUCAAAGGGUCUAAGAGCACGAGAACAGCUCAUAAAGGAAAUUAAGAAAAGACUGCAGUGUGAGACACAACAAUGGUCCCUUGUUGAUGAACUGAAGAAUCUUGAUGAAACGGCUGCUGCACUCACAGUAGACGAAAUGGCAGAUGCCAUCUUGGAAUUAUGGUUUGCAGGGAACGACACCAGUUCCAGCACGUCAAAUUCAACACUACUGGCUUUAGGUAAAGAUGAUGGUGUCCGAAAACGAAUCGAAGAAGAACUGGCCGAGAACGGACUGUUGAAUUCUGAAGAUGAGCUGACGUUUGACAGUUUAAAGAAGCUGACCUACGUAGAUCACGUGGUGAAGGAGGUGCUCAGAGUGUAUCCACCUGUUGGUGGUGGUUUCAGGAGGGUCAAGAAAACAAUGGAGAUUGAGGGCUACCAGAUUCCAGAGGGAUGGUCUGCGAUCUACAGUAUCCGGGACACGCAUCAAACCACCAAACUCUUUGAAGACAAGGAGAAAUUCCAACCGGAUCGCUGGAAUGAAAUGGACAAGGAGACCCGUCUGAGUGGCCAACGGUUCCACUACAUUCCUUUUGGUGCAGGAGCCCGAGCAUGUCCUGGUGAAAAGUUUGCCAGGAUGUUUUUGAAAAUCUUCAUUGUGGAACUGAUCAAGACAUGCACAUGGGAACUGAAGAACAAAAACCCUAAGAUUUCCUACUUUCCAGUUACAAAGCCUUCAGAUAAUCUCCCUGUGACCUUUCACCUUCGUGAGGACCUUGACAAGGAUGUGUCAGGGGACAAACUAUGAAUGUGCAUUUCAUUUCAAGUGCUAUCUACUCGUAUUACAACAGAGGCCAUCAGAAACGGGCUUCACAGAUUGUCCCCAUGUAUAUCAAAACCCGGGAGCUAAUGUUCGUACAACUAAACUACCCCACUUCCCGUUUUGGCCAAUAACAGACAGAGCUAUCCAUGUUAAUAUUUGACACUGGGCUCCUUUUUGCAUAAUCUUUACAUCAACCCAUAUGCUACUUCCCUGCAGGGGGCACGGCAGGUCCAGUCGUCUUAGGCGCCGCGAUUCGCUGUUCAGUUUUGCGUUCCUUGGGCACGCCAGAAACCUAUGAUUAUGGGUUCGAAUCCCGGUUCGCCCCAACUAUGUUUCUAGGUUUGUCAGCACCAUGC